AUGUUACUAGAUGCUCCAGAAAGACCCCCUCGAUCUCUACGGUACGUGGAGGAUGCUUUCGAUCAGAUCAGUAAAAGGAGAAACAUUCGGGACAUAGUAAUUCUCAACGAUCUGGGGCAUCCGGUAAAGAGUACUAUGGGUCACGAUGACUCCGUUCAGUUUGCUGGACUUUUCCAGGCGAUUCGCGGACGACUGGAGCGAGGGAUGAAGAUAAUUGAUCCCACAGAUGAACUUUUAAUGCUAAGAGUGCGUACAAAAACCAACGAGGUUCUGCUAACGCCAGACUCCAAAAUCACAGUUAUUGUCGUACAAAACGCCCAGGAUGAUUUCCAAAAAUAA
Drosophila persimilis is the source of this 339-nucleotide messenger RNA. RefSeq names its product dynein light chain roadblock-type 1. Gene Ontology annotation, biological process: microtubule-based movement. The record is from RefSeq and is a predicted model, not a curated record. Lineage: Eukaryota; Metazoa; Arthropoda; Insecta; Diptera; Drosophilidae. Gene Ontology annotation, molecular function: dynein intermediate chain binding. Bases 1 to 339 code for a protein of 112 amino acids. Gene Ontology annotation, cellular component: cytoplasm; centrosome; cytoplasmic dynein complex. The transcript has 2 exons.